Schistosoma haematobium is the source of this 2590-nucleotide messenger RNA. It is a transcript of the gene DDX20, whose product is annotated as DEAD (Asp-Glu-Ala-Asp) box polypeptide 20. Bases 100 to 2349 code for a protein of 749 amino acids. Gene Ontology annotation, molecular function: nucleic acid binding; RNA helicase activity; ATP binding. The record is from RefSeq and is a predicted model, not a curated record. The transcript is spliced from 10 exons. NCBI's taxonomy places the organism in Eukaryota, Metazoa, Platyhelminthes, Trematoda, Strigeidida, Schistosomatidae.
AUAUUCUUGUAAACACUAAAGUCUCACUCAAGGAGAUCAUUAUAUUUUUAUUGUGGAUAUAAUUCAAAUUAUUUCGAAUCACUAUCCACACAAAUAGUCAUGAAUAAUGACGUAGAAAAGUCAAACGAUGAUGUUCAGUUAUCAAUUGAUUUGGAUGGAAAUGAAAUGACUGGUAAAAAUGCCAUGUAUUUAGCACAUGAUUUAACACAAGAACAAAAACGUACUGCUGAUGUUUUAGGAGAGAAUGUAUCAAAUGGAAAUUGUGCUAAUAGUCGUAAUAUACAUUUUGUAGACUUACAAUUAUCUACACCAGUAUUACAUGGACUACACGAUGCUGGAUUUAUUCGACCAUCACCUAUACAAGUUAAAGCUAUUCCUUUAGGUCGAUUAGGUAUGGAUCUAAUUGUUCAGGCUAAAUCUGGUACCGGUAAAACGGUUGUUUUUGCUGUAGUUAUUUUGGAAGCAAUCAAUGUAAAACGACCUACUAUACAAGCAAUUGUUUUGUCACCAACUCGGGAAAUUGCAUUUCAAUCACAAAUGGUUAUUGAACGAUUAGCCAGUCAUAUACCAGGUUUAAAAUGUCAUCUAUUUGUCGGUGGCUUGCCCUUAGCUGAUGAUUUACGUCAUUUAUCCAACUGUCAUAUUGUUGUCGGUACACCAGGACGUGUUCGAUAUUUAUUGGAAGCUGGUUAUCUAUCUACUGAACAUGUAAGACAAUUUGUAUUAGAUGAAGCUGAUCUACUUCUAUCCGGUGGUACAGAUGCUAAAUUAACUGGUGGUAGUGCAAACAAUGCAUUUCCAGCUGAUAUUAAUUACAUUUGGUGGAGUUUACCACAAUCUAAACAAGUAUUAGCUUUGUCAGCUACCUAUACGGAUUAUUUAGUCAAUGAACAUCUUCCACGUUACAUGAAUGAUCCAGCAAUUAUACGAUUAGCUGUCAAAGAUCCAGCUUUAAUAGGUGUACGUCAAUUUUUCCAUCUUAUUCAACCAACAACACGUGCUCCUAUUUCAGUAUUUGAUGCUAAAAUAAAAUUUCUAUGCAAAUUACUCAAUGCUACUGAAUUUCAACAGUGUUUAAUUUUUUCAAACUUUCAUAAUAAUGCUCAAGAUUUAUGUGAUGCAUUGUGUUCACGUGGUUGGCCAGUUAGUUAUAUAUCUAGUAGUUUAGAACAACGCGAACGUUUUCGUGCAUUCAAUAAAUUGCGUACAUUCCAGUGUCGUGUACUUAUUACCACAGAUUUAACUUCGCGUGGGAUCGAUGCAGAAAAUGUCAAUCUUGUAAUCAGUCUAGAAGUUCCCUGGGAGCAUGAAACUUAUGUACACCGAGUGGGACGUGCUGGUAGAUUCGGAAGCUAUGGAGCUUCUGUAGUUAUUGUUUCAGAUGUAGGCGAUGAAUGUGAUCUAUUAAAAAAGUUACAAGCUAACUGUCCAACACAAAUUCGUGAAUUACCCGAUCCUAUACCAUCAGAUUUGGCAACACCGAAUUGUUCAAUUGAAUUGGAUAAUUUAGUGACAGUAACAAAUCGUAUGAAUAAUAUUCAGCCGCGUUCAGUUAUGAAGACGACUACACCAAAAAUUAAAAAAAAUCAAAUUAAUAAUACUAAUGAGAGUAAACUACACAAUAAUUCAAUUCAAUCAUCAAAUGAAUUAACAUCAUUAUUAUUUAAACAAAAUGAAGAGAAUAUGGAAAAGAAGAAAUUAAUUUCUACUAAUUUAUCAAAUUCAAAAAAGAAACAAAUGAAAUCUAUCACAAACAAUAAUCAUUAUCAAUCAAUAAAUGAUCAAAAUGCUUUAAUUGUACAGUUAUCAAAAUACAUGGAUAUAAUAGAAUCGGAAAUCGAUUCUGUAUCACCAUUGGGUACCACUAUAACUUGGGAAAAUAAAUCUGCACAGAAUGUGGAUGAAAUCGAAAAAAUUCUUCCAAAUUUACUCACUAGUUAUCAUAAAAAUGGUAUGCAGAAUUCAACUAAUUCAGAAAUUUCAAAAGAUGCAAACAGUGUUGAUAACCAGUUUAUUAAUAAUUCUAAAGCUAAUCAACAUCUUAAUCGUCAUGAUCAUCAUGAAAGCGAUAUUAGUUAUACUACUCCAGAUGACGAUAGUAAUCACGACGAUGCUGUGAACGAUAAGAAUAUCAAACCGAAAAACUUCACAUCAUAUUUUAAGAAGUAUUCUCCCACAACAAAUGAUAUUCACUGGACUUCUAGACAAAUUUCAGCUUGGUAUGAAUAUCAUAAAUUAGUAGAUUAUGCAAAUUAUUUUUAUAACGAAUGGUAUUCUGCUAUGAAAGAAUAUGAUCAAGCUGUGGCCCAUUUAAAUCAAUUGCGACAAUUGCAACAUUGUACAGAUUAACAAAGAGAAGCUUUCAAAUAAUUCCUUCCACUGAACAUUCAUUUUCAGUCCGAGACUAACUGUAUAUUUAUUCGGUUUGUUAGAAUCCUUCAACUGGUGAUGGGAAUACUUUGUAUAUUUUAUAUAUAUAUAUACAUAUAUAUAUAUAUAUAUAUAUAUAUAUAUAUAUAUAUAUAUAUAUAUAUAUAUAUAUGAUGAAAUAAAAUUUAAUGCUGAAAAUAAAUCAGUGUUCUUUCCAGUC